CGUCUUCUUGCAAGUUUUCUUACUCGGAAGGCAGGUGGAUGCAGACAAUUUAUAAGCUCUAGCUAGCAUAGACAAUGAUGAGGUGGUGAAGUAGUCUUAAUAUUAGUGUAGUUCUCUUGUAUUCUGUAAGGUUUACUAAAACUGUAAGACAUUUUGUGCAACAAUGACGACUACCACGACAUUUCAAGGGAUGGAGCCUGGUGCUAAAAGCAGUUCGAGGGUUCUGCGCCCUCCUGGUGGCGGCUCCAACAUUUCACUUGGUGCAGAUGAAGAGAAGCCUCCUGUCCGGAAAAACAAGAUGGCCUCCAGUGUGUUUGCUGAACCAGACGACCCCUACGCUAAUCGAAGGAACAACCCACCUGGUGGGAAGCCCACAGGUGUGCUGUGUGGUGAGCCGUCAGCCCCCCUGAGGAGAGUUGGAAACACCACCAAUCACUCUGGAGAGGGUUCAGCCAUUGAUGGAGAUCAUUGUGAACCAGAUAAUGAAAACUAUGCUGCUGAGCCGGAAGCUGUUCCUGAGCAGCAGGACGAGCCCCGUCAGGCCGAGGACCCCGCUGCAGGUGUACCAUCCGGCCGCAGAAAUCCCCCAGGGGGCAAGUCCAGCCUCAUCCUAGGUUGAAUGCCCGACACCUCCUAAUCCUUACCUCCACCCAUCUCUGAAGUCAUCUUUUUCUUUUCCUCCCAACAACAAUCCCCAGCUCAUUUUUCAGUACCGCAGGAAUCGCCCAAUGUCCAGCAGACACAAGUCUCAUCCAUAUCCCCAAGUGCAUUGUUUUGAUACCUCUUUCGACAAAUGUUUUGUACUGUUUUUAUUGUUUGUUUGUUUAGACAGAAGCACUUUAUGUAUUCCUAUUUAUAAGGUUCGAAGUUGGCAUUUGACCAUAAAAUUAGACCUGCCAGUAAGGGUACAAGGCUCACAUUUCUCACACAUCUUAUCACAAAUUUAUUGCAGCAGCUCAAGCUGUUGGGUUUAUUGUACAAGCUGUUUAUAGGACACAAUCAGAGACACGAGCUUCUACUUUGUGUUCAUUUUUCUCCCAACUUGCAUGCACGUUUGGCCUGUAUGAAUGUGAGAAGAAACUUAACUGUGAAUUUUUUUAAGCUGUUGGAUUUUAUUUUGAAUUUGUGGUACUGUUGUUGCAUGAACAUGAAAUAUUUGUAAGAAUUCUAGUAUUAUCCACAAAGAAGCCACACGCAUCUGUGUGACAGUACUCUGAAAGCUGAAGGCAGUCUUCAGAUGUUGGUCCCGUGUCAGGAAACAGAUUUGGAGCGAGCCUUUUUUAUAUUGUCGUCACCAACAUUAGAUAACUGUAUUAGACUCCCCGCCACUUUUAAGUGCCCCAUGUUUUUAUAGGUAAAUUUACUCUAAAGCUCACACACGUCCGUGUGUCAGGCUCCGGGAUAAAACAAGGCUGGGUUUCCAGAAUGUUUCCCAUCAGUAAAUGCAAAGACUUUUUUUUUUUUUCUUCCUUCGCAGCUCCAUGGAAUGUUGUCAGUCCUGACGUCUGUUUCUGGUAAACCCAUCUUAAAUCUGACAAGUGACCUUAUGACAGCCCAGCCUUCUUUUUACCAUUUUACACCUGAAUUCUUUUAAUAUUCCUGCUUACUGAAAAUCUCCACCGAUCUUUUUGUGCUUUUUCAUGUGACAACGUUCAGACCAAAAUGUCCUCCUGCUUCUGUACUGUUCAGACUUGUCCAUGACUGCUGACUCCACCAGCCGUCAUACAAGAAAAUCUACAUUUCAGGUACAUGAUGGUAACCCUGUGGUGUUUUUUAUUUUCAGUUUUUUUAAAUGUGUGUGUCAAAAUGCGAGACAUGUCAGUUGCAUCAUAUUCUAAUUCCUGUCGCUGGAUGUAAGUCACUGCAGAAAUCUGGAUAUAAGAAAUGGCACAAGUGGAAAAUAACAUUAAAGUCAGUUUUGAUCAUG
Messenger RNA from Melanotaenia boesemani (Boeseman's rainbowfish), 1927 nucleotides. RefSeq names its product jupiter microtubule associated homolog 1-like. NCBI's taxonomy places the organism in Eukaryota, Metazoa, Chordata, Actinopteri, Atheriniformes, Melanotaeniidae. The coding region runs from base 164 to 619 and encodes 151 amino acids. The transcript has 5 exons. Gene Ontology annotation, cellular component: nucleus. The record is from RefSeq and is a predicted model, not a curated record.